Molecule: messenger RNA, 258 nt
Organism: Cotesia glomerata
Lineage: Eukaryota; Metazoa; Arthropoda; Insecta; Hymenoptera; Braconidae
Product: GATA zinc finger domain-containing protein 15-like
Exons: 1
Source: RefSeq, a predicted model, not a curated record
AACAACAACAACAACAACAACAACAACAACAACAACAACAACAACAACAACAACAACAACAACAACAACAACAACAACAACAACAACAACAACAACAACAACAACAACAACAACAACAACAACAACAACAACAACAACAACAACAACAACAACAACAACAACAACAACAACAACAACAACAACAACAACAACAACAACAACAACAACAACAACAACAACAACAACAACAACAACAACAACAACAACAACAACAAUAAU